This is a messenger RNA of Fusarium graminearum PH-1, 609 nucleotides long. RefSeq lists its product as uncharacterized. The transcript has 2 exons. NCBI's taxonomy places the organism in Eukaryota, Fungi, Ascomycota, Sordariomycetes, Hypocreales, Nectriaceae. The record is from RefSeq and is a predicted model, not a curated record. Bases 1 to 609 code for a protein of 202 amino acids.
AUGACGGGGGCACAGCUCGACAAGUUCUUCAGGGAGAACGAAAAUACUCUUCCUUUCGCCCCAGAACCGAACUUGAGAAACAUUGACUUCUCUGUCCAGCAGAAGGUUGGAACGGUGCAUCAUACUCAGGGACAGCACUUUGAUCAUGCGUCUUGCUUAGAUAUUUAUCUUCGCCUUACAUACUACCCUCAAACGACACAUGAGUCCCAUCGGACAGCCGCGUUCUGCUUCGAGUACCGCAUUCAAAAGCCCAAUGAGAUGGAUGAAAGAACAUCCGCAUUUCACUUACAACUAUGCGAGUCGCGGUUUAACCAAAGUGUUUUCUCAAAUAGGCUUCAGACUCUCGUUGACUCCCUCCGCCUUGGUGAGCGACUGGAUGAAUUUAAUUGCAACCUCGCAGUCUCGAUGGCAAUUAAAAUCAAAAGGCAAAUCCGUGACAAAGAACAAUACACCUGCCUUGCCGACUACACUGAUGCUUUUAUCAAUGUGAGAGAGGAAGUGGAACGCUUUGCUGGAUUCUGGGGGGAACUGAAGGAUGAUGUAUACCGCCAUCUGGUCACGGAGAAAAACACCUACUUCGAUUCACGGGAUAUCGGGUUGUUUAUUUGA